AUGUCACUUACCACACUGUCUGUCGCGCAAAAAUGCAUCUUUGAUGCCAUAGAGGGGAGCCUGGAGAGAUUGGGCACGUAUGUCGAUGUGAUACAGAUUCAUCAGCUGGGUAGAGAAUCACCACGGGAGGAGAUUAUGAAGUCGUUGAUUGGUGUGGUGGAGUCCGGGAAUGUCAGGUACGACGGUGUUCUGCUCGAUGGUUGCCUGGGGAUUUCAGGCCGAGAGGAUGAGCAUGAAAUGAUCCCGUACUGUCUCGAUAGCGGUGUUGGGAUAAUCCCCCAGUCGUCACUGGCCCGUGGCGUCCUUCCAACUCCUAGGUCCACAAAGACCUCAGUCCACGCACAUACCGAUUUCCCCAUUGGCUUUGCAGUCCUUACUCGUGACAAAGACGUGGGUGAGAAGAUUGUGGUCGUGUGGAGGAGCUGGCGCGAAAGAAGGGGAUUAGCAUGGCGCAGGUAA
Messenger RNA from Paracoccidioides lutzii Pb01, 459 nucleotides. RefSeq lists its product as hypothetical. The transcript has 3 exons. The record is from RefSeq and is a predicted model, not a curated record. The coding region runs from base 1 to 459 and encodes 152 amino acids.